CUCUGAGUCAGGCGCCUCUUUUAAAGCACUGGACUCCAUUCCUGGGGUUAUCAGCUUUGUUUCUUGAGGGGAAGACAGAAGGAGAGCUGCCUCUGGUUGCCAUGAACUCUGCAGGCGGUAGCUGCGAGUCCCCGGACUGCAUGGGGGGCGAUGGUGUGCUCAGCCUUCACACUGAAGGACAAGGCAAGAAACAGGAUGGGGUGCAGAAGGAUCCCAACAGUAACAGUAACCUGGCCUAUGGCAUCCUGGAUAGCCCACCAUGGUAUCUCUGCAUCUUCUUGGGGAUCCAGCACUUCCUCACAGCCCUGGGGGGCCUCGUGGCUGUGCCACUCAUCCUGGCCAAGGACCUGUGCCUGCAGCAUGACCCUCUGACCCAAAGCUACCUCAUCAGCACCAUUUUCUUCGUCUCAGGCAUCUGCACCCUCUUGCAAGUGUUUUUAGGGGUCAGGCUGCCCAUUCUUCAAGGAGGGACCUUUGCCUUUGUGGCUCCCUCUCUGGCCAUGCUCUCUCUUCCUGCCUGGAAAUGCCCAGAGUGGACUCUCAAUGCCAGCCAGGUGAACACCAGCUCUCCUGAAUUCAUCGAGGAGUGGCAGAAGAGGAUCCGAGAGCUGCAGGGCGCUAUCAUGGUGGCUUCCUGUGUCCAGAUGCUAGUGGGUUUCUCGGGCCUCAUCGGCUUUCUCAUGCGCUUCAUCGGCCCCUUGACCAUCGCGCCGACCAUUUCCCUCGUGGCCCUGCCUCUCUUUGAUUCUGCAGGCAGUGAUGCUGGGAUCCACUGGGGGAUUUCUGCCCUGACCAUCUUCCUCAUCGUGCUCUUUUCUCAGUACCUCAAAAAUGUCAUGGUUCCUGUGCCAGUUUAUGGAAGAAGGAAGAAGUGUCACAUCUCCAGGUUCAACCUGUUUCAGGUCUUCCCUGUACUGCUAGCUCUGUGCCUCUCGUGGCUCUUUUGCUUCGUGCUCACUGUCACCAACACCCUCCCUGAGUCCCCCACGGCAUAUGGAUACAUGGCCCGUACAGACACCAAAGGCAGCGUCCUGAGCCAGGCCCCCUGGUUCCGCUUCCCUUACCCAGGGCAGUGGGGCCUCCCCACCAUCAGCCUGGCUGGAGUCUUUGGAAUCAUUGCUGGAGUGAUCUCCUCCAUGGUGGAGUCGGUGGGCGAUUAUCACGCCUGUGCUCGGCUGGUUGGUGCCCCACCCCCUCCAAAACAUGCCAUCAACCGUGGCAUUGGCAUUGAGGGCCUUGGCUGCCUGCUGGCAGGGGCCUGGGGAACUGGGAAUGGUACCACGUCCUACAGUGAGAACGUCGGGGCGCUGGGCAUCACCAGGGUCGGGAGCAGGAUGGUGAUUGUUGCCGCGGGCUGUGUGCUGCUGGUGAUGGGCAUGUUUGGGAAGAUCGGCGCGGCGUUCGCCACCAUCCCUACCCCCGUGAUUGGCGGCAUGUUCCUUGUCAUGUUCGGGAUCAUCAGCGCCGUGGGGAUCUCCAACCUGCAGUAUGUGGACAUGAAUUCAUCCAGGAACCUCUUCGUGUUUGGCUUCUCCAUCUACUGUGGGCUCGCCAUCCCCAACUGGGUGAACAAGAACCCUGAGAAGCUGCAGACAGGGAUUCUCCAGCUGGAUCAGGUCAUCCAGGUGCUCCUGACCACAGGCAUGUUUGUCGGUGGAUUUCUGGGCUUCGUCUUGGACAACACCAUCCCUGGCAGCCUGGAGGAGAGAGGCCUUUUGGCAUGGAGUAAAAUCCAGGAGGAUUCUGAGGAGUCUUCGAAGGUCUCAAAGGUCUACGGCCUUCCCUGGGGGAUUGGCACCAAGUUCUGCACAUCUUCAUGUACCCGACUCCUCCCCUUCUGGCCCAGGCUAGACCACCACAGAGACGAGGUGGGAGUGAGCCAGCUCACUCUGUGUUCCCAGACCUCCUCUGGAAAUCACCUGUGGAGUGCUACAGAAACCAAGAUGUGAAUAGAAUGCACAUUCCACGCCUCCCCCCAACCUUCUCAUAGCCAAACUCUGGCCUGCAAAAUGCAAAGAUCUAUGUUCACAAAUAGUCACACAAGGGUCCUUCCCAGGACCUUCCACACCUGGAUACCGUGGUGGCCAAACAGUGUUGAUGAAGAGCAUAAUCAGUAUGGAGCUGGCCCCAGGGCAUCCUUCUACUGUCUCCUGGCUCCAGAGUGGACGAGGGGUCUGGGAUCUCCACUAUUUCCCAGGGAGAAUCAGGCUUAGGUCUUCAAAUUUUGAUAGGCUCUGAGUCAUAUGAGCCAGGGAAAGGACCUCUCCCAACCCUACUUUAGACAACAGGAACUCUUUUUGCUUGACCAAACCCACUUUCAAAAGAAAGAAGCUUGCUCUUCGACAAUGCUCAGCAAUAUUCUGGUGGAUCAGGAGGAGGAGGCGUGCUGUGGAACAGGGGCGGGCUGUUUGCUGAAAGCUGACGAGGCCAGGCAGCCUUUAAGGCUAGCUGGGCGGCUUGGCAAGAUCCUGUCUCAAAAUUUAAAAAAAAAGUAAAAAGCAAGCUAGGGAUGCUGGAGAGUUGGCUCCAUGGUUAAGAACACUAGUUUUUGCUGAGGAUCCCAGUUCAAUUCCCAGUACCCACAUGGUGGCUCACAACCAUCCCCAGCUGCAGUUCCAGGGGAUCUGACACCCUCUUCUGACCUCUGUACCAGGAACAUAUGUGGUGCACAGAUGUACAUGUAAGCAAAACACUCAUAUACAUAAAAUAAAUAAAUCUUUUUUUAAAAAAACAAACAAACAAA
Mus musculus (house mouse) is the source of this 2743-nucleotide messenger RNA. It is a transcript of the gene Slc23a4, whose product is annotated as solute carrier family 23 member 4. Gene Ontology annotation, biological process: transmembrane transport. The record is from RefSeq and is a predicted model, not a curated record. The transcript is spliced from 12 exons. Bases 102 to 1949 code for a protein of 615 amino acids. Gene Ontology annotation, molecular function: transmembrane transporter activity. Gene Ontology annotation, cellular component: membrane; plasma membrane. NCBI's taxonomy places the organism in Eukaryota, Metazoa, Chordata, Mammalia, Rodentia, Muridae.